UGUUUGUCCAUUCGCACUUUCCGUAUUGGGAGCUUGCUUGCCGCAGGGGACCCAUGCGUUGUUUACAGAAAUGCUAAUAUUCAGUGACCGUCUUCGUUGUGUCUGGUGACAGUUGAUUACUGCUUAACCACCAUCACAUAACGUCUCUUCAGCAAUAGAAACUAUGGCAGACCAUGCUCCUUCUGUUGCCAUGGAGGCCGUGCUUAAGCCCAGUUGCGACCUCCCAGAGGACAUGCCCAAAAUCAGAGGCUACGACUUCAACCAGGGGGUUGAUCUCCAGGCAGUGCUGAAGUCCUACCUCACCACGGGCUUCCAGGCCAGCAGGUUUGGCUUGGCUGUCCAGGAGAUCAACCACAUGAUAGAGAAGCGUCUUGAGCCAGUGGAGGCAGAUGAAGGAAAUGAGUGUAAAGAGUCUGGUGAAUCCCCUCGCAAGUUGGGCUGCACCAUCUUCCUGGGUUACACCUCCAACCUCAUUAGCUCCGGAGUCAGAGAGAGCAUCCGCUACCUGGCAGAGCACAAAAUGGUGGAUGUGAUUGUAACCACAGCUGGAGGCAUAGAGGAGGAUUUCAUCAAGUGUCUAGCUGACACGUACUUGGGAGACUUCAGUCUGCCUGGCAAGGACCUCCGCCAGAGGGGCAUCAACAGGAUAGGGAAUCUGUUGGUGCCCAAUGACAACUACUGUAAGUUUGAAGACUGGCUGAUGCCCAUCCUGGACCAGAUGUUAUUGGAGCAGAACACAGAGGGCACCCGUUGGACUCCCUCCAAAAUGAUCCAUCGGCUUGGCAAGGAGAUCAAUAAUACUGAGUCGGUCUACUACUGGGCGUACAAGAAUAACAUUCCAGUGUUCAGUCCUGCUCUGACAGACGGCUCUCUGGGCGACAUGAUCUACUUCCACUCUUUUAAGAACCCUGGUUUGGUUUUGGACAUAGUGGAAGAUAUUCGCAGGUUGAACAGCCAGGCGGUGUUUGCCAAAAGGACAGGAAUGAUCAUCCUGGGAGGAGGGCUGGUCAAACAUCAUAUAUCUAAUGCUAAUCUUAUGAGGAACGGAGCUGACUACGCUGUGUUUGUGAACACGGGUCAGGAGUUCGAUGGCUCUGACUCUGGGGCCAGACCUGAUGAAGCCGUGUCCUGGGGCAAAAUCAGAAUGGAUGCCAAACCCAUUAAGGUGUAUGCAGAUGCCUCUUUAAUCUUCCCUCUGAUGGUGGCCGAGACCUUCGCUCUCCACGCUGACAAGCUGACUGCCGGCAAGAAAACAGAUUAAAUGGUUGCCUCCUUAAAUGCUCUGUUAGAAACAACAACCAGCUUUGUUCCUCUGUUUCUUCCAUUGUUUGACAAAGUGCAGAUAGAAGUUUCUGUUGAAUAUACAUGUUUAAGGCAUGUCAAUUUUUUGAAGCAGCAUUACAUACAAUGCUGCAAUUGAAAACCUUAUUUUAUGGGAGUCAUUGGUGAAGAAUUCCUGUCUAAAUGCUCUCCAUAACUAUAUUUACUUGUUAAAACAAGUACAGUUUUUUUCCCCCCGUCUAUCCAGACAACUGAAAUAGCAUGGGUAGUAUGCUAUUGCAUGUACCAAAGAGACUGUCUAGAAUGCAUCAGGUUUUAGCUGUGAGAGUAUGUGAGAUACACACUCAUGAGGCAUUGUUAUUUAGCCAAGAGUUUUGAUUUAUUUUAGUUUAGUUGUCACAUCACUUGAAUAUUACCGCAUUGCUUCUCAGUUUUUACAUCCAAACAUUUACCUUAUUGUCACUGUUACAGGAUGGAAGAUGUGCCUGUAUAGCUUAAUAAAUCAUAAAUGAAUAAAUUUCUUCCUGUAAUGGACUAUUACAAUUAGCCUUUGUGUAGUAGGUUUGUGUGAUAGGGCCACAAGGAGUCCACUUAAUUUCACAUGCUUGUGAUCUUUGUUGAAGAAAAGGAUAUACACAUUUCUUUUUUUGCUUUACAGGGCACACAGGACAUUACUGCUGAUCUGAGAUGAAAACUAAUCUGUAGAAUAUUAAAUAAAGUUUGAAGUUCCUAAUUUGCAUUUGAAACAUGUCCAGGAAGAAAAAAGUGAACCACUAGUGUUGCUGUUGUUACUGUAACACUUUGAGAGAUCCACUCAGUGGCCACUUCAUUAGGUACCUGUACAAUCUAUUGCAAUUCAAUACAACAGUGCUGUCAUAAAUUGUACCUUUUACGAAGUUUAUAAUGUUUAGUUUUUGGUGAGGAUGUGUAAAUUCAGAUACAUGUUAAUUAUUGAGAUCAUAGUUGUGGUGUUGUACUGGACUGUACUAUAUUGAGAGGUGUUUCCAAUUUCUUGUCCUUUCAAAUGCUGUCCAGUACAACACGCCACUAAGUAUGACCUCAAUGCUAAAACACAGAAUUUAAAUAACACCUCUAUCACAGUGUCAACAAAAACUGAGCAUCAUAAAAUUUAACUUUAUGGCAGAGCAGUUGCAUUGGAUUGCAGGUGUACCUAAUAAAGUGGACACUGAGUGUAUUUAUCUAUUUUAUAUACCUUAAAUUGUAUAACCUGUUUGUUUUUGUAAUUGAGAGACUCAAACAUCCUUCUGUAAACUGAUUCAGCUUCCAAUCUUUUGACAGUUUUGUUCUUAAUAAACGAAAGACAACUCA
Messenger RNA from Siniperca chuatsi (mandarin fish), 2610 nucleotides. RefSeq names its product deoxyhypusine synthase (gene dhps). Bases 164 to 1261 code for a protein of 365 amino acids. NCBI's taxonomy places the organism in Eukaryota, Metazoa, Chordata, Actinopteri, Centrarchiformes, Sinipercidae. Gene Ontology annotation, biological process: peptidyl-hypusine biosynthetic process. Gene Ontology annotation, molecular function: deoxyhypusine synthase activity. The record is from RefSeq and is a predicted model, not a curated record. Gene Ontology annotation, cellular component: cytoplasm. The transcript is spliced from 10 exons.